ACGUCGCGUAGUUCUUCGGCGAAAUAUUGUGGGUUGGAAUUCCUGUGGUAAAUUACUCGCAUUUCUCAUCUCUCUAGCAUCUCUCUUUAGUACAAACAUGGCUUUUCGUUAUGAGGAAGCAAAAACUUCAAAACUGGGCAAGCAAAUGUUCAAAUCACUAACCGGAAUCGAUCAUGGAUCAAACAUAAAUUUAAAAGACCAUAUUUUAUCGAUGUAUAAAUCAGUAGAAGACUUGAAAGAAAAAGCAAAGGCUGACCAAGACUGGCAAGCACAAGUUGAUUUGGCUAUGGCUUAUCAAUACGGUGUACCAGAACUGAAUAUUGAAAAAGAUCUUGAUUCUGCAAUAGGCUGGUACGAAUCUUCCAUACACGGUGGCAACUGCAUCCCUACAAGUAUCCUAAGUCUUGGCACUUUACACGACAUCAAAGGAACAGUUCGUCAUCAAAGAAGAGCAUAUGAACUGUACGUACAAGCAGCCAGUCUUGGCUCUUUACAAGCUGCAUCAAAUGUAGCAGAAAUGUUUAGAUGUGGGGUGGAAGGGGUAGUCAAUGAGGAUUUACAAGAAGCUUUCAAGUGGUACAGAAGAGCAGCUGGUGAAGAACCAUUCAGUGAUGAGCAAGGAGACACCAGUAACCCCUCCUCUUAUUUAAUAAAAGGGACAAUGAGAAAUUUAGGUAUUGAUGCAAAAUUAGAAGCAUUAAAAAGACUACACAAAUACUACAUGGCAGGAGAGUGUCCAGAAGGGCAACCUCAGCCAUUUAAGGCAGUACACUACUUAAAGAAGGCUGCUGAGCUGGGUGAUCCUGAAGCUCAAAGAGUACUUGGAUUAUCUUAUCUGACUGGGGAGAGUGGAAAUCCAAAAGACUUAAACAAAGCAAAGAGAUGGCUGGGAAAAGCAGCUAACAGUGAUGACCAAGAGGCAAAACAGGCUCUCAAGAAGCUAGAAGAACAAGGCAUAGUCGUACAACCAGUAACUGAUGAACUGUCGCCAAUCAGCAGUUUUCAACAACAUUGUGAAAUUUUGAAAAUGAAUGUAGAGCAACAACAGCAUCCUCUCGUGAUACAGAAUCCAAUAAUGUUCCAGGAAGUCACAUUUACACAGUACCCUGACUCACCUACCGCUCAGCGCUAUCUUAAAGCUUUUCGACUUGUAAAGAAAGGAUUAGAGAACCUUCAAAGUAGUGGCUUUACAGAUGCAGAAGCAAUAAAACGAAUGGCAUUGGGAGUCCUGUAUGAAAAUUCUAUCACACAGUCAUUCCUUUACAUAACCGGAUCCAGUCACUUCAAAGCUUCAUUAUUUGUUUACAUUUCUAGUCUUCUUAAGACUAAUCCUACUUUUUUUGAAGGAUUACUGCUAAUCAUUAAAUUAUUUCCCAUGCAAGCAAAAUUGAAUUUGGAGAGUUGCAAACUAGAUGUCAAAAAGGCCACAUCUUUGAAAAAUCUGAUUUAUUUGAUUAAGAAAGCAGAGCCAGACAAGCCUCCAAUAGGAGAGCCAUACAAAUUUGAAGGAGAUUACAGUAGCUGGCUGCAUGAGCUUUAUUAUCACUUAGGCUCUCUAUACAUUGUUACAGAUUGCUUUAAGGAUGGUGCACAAGCCUUCCAGGAAGCACUGAAUUGUUGUCCCAAUUAUUUUGAGGCAAAAUUACCUUUAGCCUAUUGCUUCAUGAAUAUGGCAGCUAAAAAAAAGAACAAAGAAAAUGCACCCAACCCUGACGAGGUAUUAUUGGAGACAUUUGAACCACCUGAAAACCAGAGAGUACCCAAGGGGGACUACAUUACAUGGACAGAAGACCAGCUCCGACAAAAAGCCAAGCAGCUUUUUAUGGAGUAUCUACAAGAAGCACCAGAGUGUGACAAGAAGUACCCCCAUGCUCACUAUCACUUGGCACUCCUACACAUGCUUGAGGGAAACAUGGAGGAAGCUGUGAAGUGGAAAGAAAAAGGGGAAGAUGCAGAAGUAAAGAGAUUACCAUUCACGGGUCCUGUUGUAGUGGGCUCCAAGGAACUGUUGGCAAUGCUAGAUUUUCUUCCACAAAAUGCAAAAAAUAAAUGCAGUAACAAAACCUGCCCUGAAAAAAGAAGUGGAAAAUUGAAACUAAAACCAUGUCCGUGUCACAAAGCUUCUUAUUGUGGAAGUCAAUGCCAAUCAGCAGACUGGAAGGAACACAAGAAAAUUUGUUCACAUAAAAAGAAAACAGGAACAGAAAAGUGAUUAGAAAUGAGAAUAUUAUUCCCAGAUUUAAUGGGUAUGAACAAACAAUCAAAUGGUUACCUGACAUGCACCAGAGCUUGUCGAUUUCAAGGUUACUUACUAGAUACUGUGGUACGACGGUGGUACAGUAUAAGAAAGCGCUAUAUAUUGUAGGUUUCCCAAUGAGGGCUUUAAAUGAAAAUCAUCAGUUGUUUUUUUCUGGGGUGGAAAGGGCCAGAGAUUUCUAGCAAAUAUUUUUUCCAGAUAAUGGAAUAAUAUCAAGUCCAACCCUGCCUCUCCUGGAAAUUCUUUAAGGUUGACUUUGGGACAAAAUUAAAUCUCUGAUGUCUGACCAUGCAAUAUACACCUACUUGCAAGAAGGUUGUCAUACAAUUAUUGAACAUUAGUAAUUUAGUGAGAAAGCAAUACAUUAAAAGACAAAAGAAAAAGUUCAGCUUCAGUGAUCUUCUUUUGUUUUUUAAUAUAAUCCCUAUCCCACUAAAUCACUAAUGUUCUAUAUUCGUAUGACAACGUUCUUGAAAGUAGGUGUAGGUGCACCAUUUCUGUAGGCAUCUAUUAUUAUGUCUCAGUUUUUUCUAUGGUAGAGUGCGUGCGUUAAAGACGCAAAUUGUCUCUUGAUUAUGUUCUGGUUGGGUGUAACCAUUAGUCACUAAAUAGUACUAGAGUGCACGCACUAAAACCGUGAACAUUAAAUAGUACUAAUUAGUACUAUUUCAUACAGAAUCCUUUAUUUCUA
Messenger RNA from Actinia tenebrosa (Australian red waratah sea anemone), 2948 nucleotides. RefSeq lists its product as uncharacterized. Gene Ontology annotation, molecular function: protein binding. Gene Ontology annotation, biological process: ERAD pathway. Gene Ontology annotation, cellular component: endoplasmic reticulum membrane. NCBI's taxonomy places the organism in Eukaryota, Metazoa, Cnidaria, Anthozoa, Actiniaria, Actiniidae. The record is from RefSeq and is a predicted model, not a curated record.